Molecule: messenger RNA, 417 nt
Organism: Trypanosoma cruzi
Lineage: Eukaryota; Euglenozoa; Kinetoplastea; Trypanosomatida; Trypanosomatidae
Exons: 1
Coding region: 1-417 (138 amino acids)
Source: RefSeq, a predicted model, not a curated record
AUGAUGUCAGAAGACAGCAAAAAUGAAGAUUUGGAGAAAAAAGUUAUUUCGUUUUUCUCCUCUGUGGGUGGGGUUUCUCCAUCCAAGUGCCUCUCCACGAUGAACACCAGUUUGGAAACUGUACUUGAAAGAAUUGAGGCGGGUUUUUUGUUUGAAUCCUUGGCGAUGGAUGUUCGGGAGUUGUGUAUAGAAGUUAAUAGACUAGCUGAUUAUAUAGAGUCAAGUGGUGUCUGCUGCUCAGCUGAAACCUAUAGGCUACUGCUUACUACCCUGUCUCGUUUACGCACAGCUGUGACGCAAGUGCAGGGGUACAGCAACAAGAGGCGCGAGCAUACGGUCGCCUCAUUUCACGCUUACAGGAUACAAACACCUCGUCUUCCUGAGGACCUUUAUCUGACCUUCCCAUGCUCCCUUUGA